AUGAAAACAUGUUUGAUAAAGCCUAACAAGGAGAUGCAAUUGUUUUUAAUGAACAAAAUUAUGAGCCAUAAUAAUAAUAAUCGGGAUGAUUUUAAUAAUUUAUUCGACAAGAGAAAGCAUCAUUCUCCGGAUAGCAGCAGAAUUAAUAGGAGCAACAAAGUGGUCAUUCCUUCAAUGAUAAUGGAAAAUCAUAGUAAUGGAAAACAACGAAAAGUGAAUCAUCACUGUUCUGGUGAUAAAAUGCACCAAAACAAAGCAUCAGGUUCAUCUCAUCGAGACUUUCGAUCCAUUUUGAAAGAUGCACUACAAAUAUUUCAAAGUUAUAUGAACAAAAUUGAAGUUACUUCUCGUUUACCAUUUGAAUGUGAAAAAAGAAGAAAUGGUUUACCUGAAGUCGUAUCUAUUGAUAAUCCUGAUAUAACAAUAGUAUCUGAAAAGAACAUUGGAUUAUUGAUAUUCACAGGACACACGAGAAAUACCACAGACACAUACACUGAUCCUGAAAUUUUAUUAAGAUUUCAAUUCGAAAAUCAUUUAUUGAAAAAAGCACUUUUAAGAGGCCAACCUGUUUUGUCUAUUUGUUCAGCGUGUUGGAGAUUGUGGAAACAUUUGGGUGGUGUGGUUGAUGGUAUUUCAAAUAUCACUGAUCAACAACAUACCAACGGCAUGGUAACUAUUUCAAAUGGACAAAUAGUGAAAAAUCAAAAUUUUGAACAUGAGCUACUGCUUGAUAUCGUACAUUCAAGCGAUAUUUGUGAGCCCACUCAACUACCACUACCCUCUUCGAAUGUUUCUAUUUUGAAAAGUGCUUUGUUUAAGAAACAAUCAGAUCAACUAGCUAUUAUCAAUGUAAACUCAAUGCAUUGGAUGGCUCCAAAGUAUGAACUUGAAAAUGAAGAAAAAUCAGACUACUUUAAAUUAGUUGACGUGACAGCUGUCUCCCUUCCUGAUUUCUCCAUAGAGGCUUUUGAAUUGCGUUAUGGUAGUCCUGUGGUUGGUUGUCAGUGGCAUCCGGAGGCAUAUGUUGCAAAUAAUAGGAGGGAAGAACAGGAAAAUUUACUGAAAUACAUGUCCCUGGCAGGAGAGACUUUUUUGCUCAAACAAGCUUGUCUCCAGCAGUUGUUAGAGCACUCAAAACAUCAACUUCACGUUUCUUUGUGA
Messenger RNA from Naegleria lovaniensis, 1161 nucleotides. RefSeq lists its product as uncharacterized. Bases 1 to 1161 code for a protein of 386 amino acids. The transcript has a single exon. Gene Ontology annotation, molecular function: hydrolase activity. The record is from RefSeq and is a predicted model, not a curated record. Lineage: Eukaryota; Heterolobosea; Eutetramitea; Acrasida; Naegleriidae.